This is a messenger RNA of Fusarium proliferatum ET1, 1011 nucleotides long. RefSeq lists its product as uncharacterized. The transcript has a single exon. Bases 1 to 1011 code for a protein of 336 amino acids. The record is from RefSeq and is a predicted model, not a curated record. Lineage: Eukaryota; Fungi; Ascomycota; Sordariomycetes; Hypocreales; Nectriaceae.
AUGGCGAAUUUUCCCGAUCUUCCCCGGGAGAUUCGAGACAUGAUCUGGCCCCUCGUCCCUCGAGAAAAUCAUCCAGGCGUUCACAUCUUCAGGCACUAUGAUGAGAACCAGAAAUGCAUGACUGAGGGCCGUUCUCUCAUGCAUGGCGACCUUUUCAAUGGUAUAAUAUCCGAACCGUCGCCCGACAAAUACUUCGGCAGCCUGGACAAGGACUGCAUGAACGAGAACGUCUCUACGUAUCUCACCGACGGUGCAAUGUGGAAUACCUGCAAAGAGUCGCGCCUUGCCAUCGAAAAGUAUUUCAGCCAGUAUAAGAGGUCUGCUGAGGAAUGGUGGCGGUGCGAGAAAAGGGACUCUAGAGGCUGGGAUGAGUAUCCCGUCAACUGUGUGUUUAAGGUGCCCUCCACGGGAAAGGGAUGCUUCGAGGGAGGCUGCCCACAUUAUUUGACCGUCUUCCCUCGCAAAGAUCUGUUUGUUUUUCAACCCGAUAAACUAGACGGUACGGAUUGGCCUUCUUUUGCGUGGCAUCUAACGAAAGGUGACACCCGGCCGGCUUUUCAGAGACCCCGGCACAUUGCAGUUGAAUAUGAUCCAGAGUGGUGGGUAUCACAUGGUGGAAAUGCUCGAGUGGUCGCUCAGUUGCAGGAAGCUGUUUUCGCGCUAAAGAACAUCGAAAAGCUAUGGUUUAUUGAUCACAACCUCAAAAGAAAAAAGAACGCGCCAGCUUUUAAAGAAGGAUGGGAUCACUGGGAAUCGACCAAUGCAUUCUACGCCAGAGACAGGAAGUUCCUCGAAAUCGACUGGCGCAAGUCUGGCGCACUGGAGGACUGGGAGUAUAUAAAGCCAGUGGGGGACAGCUCGAAUAAAUUUGUUGAUUCUUCGAUCUGGCUUGCGCGGCAGUUGAACGACUUUAUCCGUUGCAGCCAGAGCUUUCCUGGGUAUCCUGAGCAUGGUGUUCGGAGUCCUACGGAUUACUGCGAAAUCGGACUUCUCGGAUGGGACGAACUUUGA